Messenger RNA from Westerdykella ornata, 1058 nucleotides. RefSeq lists its product as uncharacterized. The record is from RefSeq and is a predicted model, not a curated record. Bases 94 to 699 code for a protein of 201 amino acids. The transcript has 3 exons. NCBI's taxonomy places the organism in Eukaryota, Fungi, Ascomycota, Dothideomycetes, Pleosporales, Sporormiaceae.
GUCAAAGUAUGCGAUGGUUGCGGAAGAGCACAGGAUGACUAUUAUGGGGUGCAGACUCCAGAGUUCGAAGGUCAUCACGGAGAUUGAGUGCAAAUGGAGGUGCGCUGGGCCGUCUUGCAUAUAGCUGAAGGAUUUCCACGGAGGCCACGGCACGAGCCUGGCUGCCCCUUUUCCUGGCCAGUGCAACUCCCGUCCAGGUUAGCUUUAGGAAGGCACGAAGGUUAUCCAAGUUGCCAGAGUCGGGAUCUGAUUACGUUGGGGCACCAACGUUUUGAGGCUCACAACGCCAGAGACUCCCUGGAGCCAGUCACAAGAUUUCAAUCCCUGCGCCGCCUGCUUGCUCAGUGGGACAAGGACAAGGACGAGGCGGUACCUCACCGGUCGGACAGCAUGCGGGAACGUAUUUCCCUGUCUAUCACAACUACGAUUCUCCAACGGCGAAUCCAGCUGGACGGGGAGCCUUGGCGAUGGGAGGGAGAGACAGCAAAUGAUCAGGCUGCUGAGACAGGCUGCGCCGCAUGCGCCACAAUGACCCCCCGCAGCAAUUCAACGACUCCUCGGGUUGAAGUAUAUCUUUCUGCUCCAGCCUCGAUUGUUCCAAGCCUAGCGUUCUUCUGCUUUGUUUCUAUCGCACACACUCAACUUUGCUUAGUUUCACGCCUUAGUUGUAUUUGUUCGCUCCCCUUUCUAGGCUGUUAAAGAUGGCAAGGAGCCCUGAAGAGAAGAGUACUUCAAUGCAAGAGAAGGACCGUCAGGCCGCGCUAACUCGUCGGGGUCGCAGUGGAAGGUCUCGACCGAGACGUGGCGAUCGAAUCUGUGCAAGGUGUCGCUCCCUCGACUUCCCUCGGAUCUUUGAGAGGAGAAGUAAAAAGAUGUCCAGCCUGAAGCUUUGGGAAGCAACUGUUCACCCGCUAGGUGCUGUUCGAAAGAAAGCACAGGACGGCGGGGCAGACGUGUGUGCUCAAAGCGUUCUCUGCCCUCCAGCAUCAUUUUAGGCGCUCGCACAGGAGGAAAGAUAUACACGAUACAACCAUUCUUUCACUGGGUUCUCCCGGCUC